GACCUUUCUGGUGUUCUUCUUACCAAAGCUCCAUUGCUCCAUUGUUAUUCACCCACGCACCACGGUUUCUCCCGAUGCCGAAAUAUCACGGAUGGUGGGCUGGUGGGCAAAAUAGAGAGUGCCACGUGAUUUUUCGCGCUAGUUCAGUUUUCCUGAUUGUUUGAGAGUGCUCCGUACAAUCUCCAAUUUCCUCCAGCAAGGUCUUGAUACCACCCACUCUACCUCCACCAUUUUAAAUCUCCUCUCCAUCAGUUGCACAUUUGUAGCAAUUGAUUCUCCUUAAUACCCUUUGUCAUAUAGACGUUGGUCAAGAUGUUCAGAAACGCUCUUAAGCAGUCCAGCAGGACGGUGGGCGCAAUUUCUGCUUCCGGCAGAAUUGCCACGCGAACUGCUGUUCCAGCAACUUUCAACGCAGCAUCAAGAUCAGUUCGAAGCUACGCAUCUGAUGCUAAGGCAUCCCCCACCGAAGUCUCUUCUAUUCUUGAGCAAAGAAUUAGAGGUGUUCAAGAGGAGUCCGGUCUCGCCGAGACUGGACGUGUUUUGUCCGUUGGUGAUGGUAUCGCUCGUGUACAUGGUAUGAGCAAUGUCCAAGCCGAGGAACUUGUCGAGUUCGCUUCCGGUGUCAAGGGAAUGUGCAUGAACUUGGAAGCUGGUCAAGUCGGUGUUGUGCUUUUCGGUUCUGAUCGUUUGGUCAAGGAGGGUGAGACCGUCAAGCGUACCGGAGAGAUUGUCGAUGUUCCCGUCGGAAUGGAGAUGCUCGGCCGUGUCAUUGAUGCUCUCGGAAACCCAAUCGAUGGUAAGGGACCUAUCAAGACUACCGAGAAGCGCCGUGCGCAACUCAAGGCUCCUGGUAUUCUCCCACGUCAAUCCGUCAACCAGCCAGUCCAAACUGGUCUUAAGUCCGUCGACGCAAUGGUACCCAUUGGACGUGGUCAACGUGAGUUGAUCAUUGGUGAUCGUCAAACCGGAAAGACUGCUGUUGCUCUCGAUGCCAUGCUUAACCAAAAGCGUUGGAACGAUGGAAACGAUGAGACUAAGAAGCUCUACUGUGUCUAUGUUGCCGUUGGACAAAAGAGAUCCACUGUUGCCCAAUUGGUCAAGACUCUCGAGGAGAACGACGCCAUGAAGUACUCCAUCGUUGUUGCCGCUACCGCUUCUGAGGCCGCUCCUCUUCAAUAUAUCGCUCCUUUCACUGGUACUUCAAUUGGUGAAUACUUCAGAGACAAUGGCAAGCAUGCUCUUAUCAUUUUCGAUGAUCUUUCCAAGCAAGCUGUUGCCUAUCGUCAAAUGUCUCUUCUUCUCCGUCGUCCUCCAGGAAGAGAAGCAUACCCAGGUGAUGUUUUCUACCUACAUUCCCGACUUCUUGAGCGUGCCGCUAAGAUGAACGACAAGCUUGGUGGUGGAUCCUUGACUGCUCUUCCCAUCAUUGAAACUCAAGGUGGUGAUGUAUCAGCUUAUAUCCCAACUAACGUUAUUUCUAUCACUGAUGGACAAAUUUUCUUGGAGGCCGAACUUUUCUACAAGGGUAUUCGUCCAGCCAUUAACGUCGGUCUUUCCGUCUCCCGUGUCGGAUCUGCUGCCCAACUUAAGGCCAUGAAGCAAGUUGCUGGUUCCUUGAAGCUUUUCUUGGCUCAAUACCGUGAAGUUGCUGCUUUCGCACAAUUCGGUUCCGAUUUGGAUGCUGCUACCAAGCAAACUCUUAACCGUGGUGAAAGAUUGACCGAGCUCCUCAAGCAAAAGCAAUACUCUCCUAUGGCUGUUAACGAAAUGGUUCCUCUCAUCUACGCCGGUGUCAACGGUCAUCUUGACUCCGUCCCAGUCAACAAGAUUCUCCAAUGGGAGGCUGACUUCAUCUCACAUCUUAAGACCAACGAGUCAGACUUGUUGGCAACAAUUGAUAAGGAGGGUGCUCUCAGCAAGGACCUUGAGGCUAAGUUGAAGGACGUUGUCACCUCUUUCACCAAGAGCUUCGUCUAAAUCAAUAGCUAAAAUAAAUUCAUGGUCAUUUCCUCGUUAUUCUUUUGUCCCUUAGCAUGUGGGCCUGGGCGAGCUGUAUUUUGAACGUUGUGAUGAGGAAAGGAAAAAAUUUAGUUAUGGUGGUAUGGAGGGCAGGAUGAGUGAUGAAUGAUCGGCGGAAGAUUUGAUAGAUCAAAAUCAAAGCUGUAAAAUAGAUCGUCAAUUUUUCCGCGUGUUGUAUGAUUACAUGAUUCAUUGUGUCAAUUCGAUGUUUGCAAAAGUGAUGUUACCAAUGGUGACUCGCAAAUUGGAGAAGCAGAAUCCUAAAAUCGAGUUUUCAAGUAUUUCACUAUAUUUCGCUACAUUUUAUUGUCCUAGUGCAAUUCACUGUUUGGAUUGAUUUCAACCUCCAAAUUCGACCCAACAGUUAGAUGCUUGCAAUGCCCAAAUGCAAAUCCGACAAUCAAAUGUACUUUCA
Molecule: messenger RNA, 2434 nt
Organism: Botrytis cinerea B05.10
Lineage: Eukaryota; Fungi; Ascomycota; Leotiomycetes; Helotiales; Sclerotiniaceae
Gene: Bcatp1
Product: Bcatp1
Exons: 7
Coding region: 313-1977 (554 amino acids)
Biological process (GO): proton transmembrane transport; proton motive force-driven ATP synthesis
Molecular function (GO): ATP binding; ADP binding; proton-transporting ATP synthase activity, rotational mechanism
Source: RefSeq, a predicted model, not a curated record